Molecule: messenger RNA, 417 nt
Organism: Prosopis cineraria
Lineage: Eukaryota; Viridiplantae; Streptophyta; Magnoliopsida; Fabales; Fabaceae
Product: probable pectinesterase 55
Exons: 2
Coding region: 1-417 (138 amino acids)
Biological process (GO): cell wall modification
Molecular function (GO): pectinesterase activity
Source: RefSeq, a predicted model, not a curated record
AUGUACAAUCAUCCUCCGGGAGAAGACGAAGAGAGGAGAGCACUUCCAGCAUUAGCAGCUGCAGUGAGAGGAGACAAAAAAGCAUUCUAUGAUUGUUCCUUCAAAGGUGUCCAAGACACCUUAUUUGAUCAUACAGGUCGCGCCAUUACUGCCAUAACUGCUACAUUCAAGAAUUGCACUAUCUAUAUUAAAUCAGGAUCAGAGGGUCGAAAAGGUAGUGUUAUGGCAGCACAAAAGAGAAAAUCCAUUAACGAAACAAAUGGGUAUGUGUUCAAUGGAUUCUACGUGGAUGGAAUUGGAAAAUCCCUCCUUGGGAGAGCUUAUGGACCAUAUUCUAGGGCUAUCUUCGCCAAUUCCUGUCUCUCAAGUGUCGUCGACCCUGUGGGCUGGGGUGCUUGUGAUCAACACGAUGUGUAA